AUGCUACGAGUAGAAGCAAAACAACAACUUAGGAUUUUUGGUCCAUUUUUUGCUACAAUGCUAUUGACAAUUGUUGUUUGGAUAUACAUGUAUAUUCGACGUAUCCAUUUUCUUAAUUCAAUCAGUAUUCGACCGGAACAACUUAUGCGCCCUGGUGAACUAGCACGAAUAUCACCUCCUGCUGUAUCGAAUCCAUCAGAUAAUCUAAAGAAUUUAUUUGAAAUUCCUGUAUUGUUUUAUGCACUUUCAAUUUAUUUGUUUAUAACGAAACAAGUUGAUAGUACACAUGUCAUUGCUGCUUGGAUUUUUCUUGUAUUUCGCACGUUACAUAGUUGCAUUCACUGUACGUUUAAUGCUAUUAUGCCUAGAUUUUAUUGUUACUUGUUUUCGUGUUUGGCUUUAUUUUUCAUGCUUUUUCGAGCUAUGUUAACACAUUUUUUUCCAUGA
Messenger RNA from Rotaria socialis, 447 nucleotides. Lineage: Eukaryota; Metazoa; Rotifera; Eurotatoria; Philodinida; Philodinidae. The record is from the annotation of a GenBank genome assembly.